AUGGCUUCUAUUAAAGGAUAAAUUUAUCUAGUGGAGGAUUUAUUGAAGGCCGGAGCUAAUUAAAAUGCUUUCGAUGAAGAAGGAAAUACUGUUUUUCAUUAUUUAAUGAGCAUUUUUGAUAAAAAUAGACAGGUUUCGGGAAGAAUUUGUGAUUUAUUACUUUAGAAUGGAGCUAAUCCUAAUAGAUAGAAUUUCGAAGGGUUAACUUCACUUCAUUUAGCACCUUUUUUUAAAUGCUUCGAGUUCUUCUAUUUGUUAGAAUGA
Molecule: messenger RNA, 264 nt
Organism: Ichthyophthirius multifiliis
Lineage: Eukaryota; Ciliophora; Oligohymenophorea; Hymenostomatida
Product: leucine rich repeat protein
Exons: 2
Molecular function (GO): protein binding
Source: RefSeq, a predicted model, not a curated record